CUACAUGAGUCUGAACUGUUUUGUGGUCGGAGUCCAACAGUCCAGUCGAAAAACGAGGAUGUCAAGUGAACCAAGUUUUACGCAAGCAAGCCUGACAGACUUUGUACACUUCAUUUGGUUACUUUUUUUUUUUUAUUGUUGUUGUUAUUUUGACAACCCCUCGACCUCGUGUCAGACAUGCAGGACUCUGUUCACUGCCUUGUUCAGUUUUUAGAGUCCUACAGGGGCAGAGAUAAAGUCAUCAGGACGCUCUGCUACGGCUCGCAGCUGGUCGGAGGCAUUCUUUCACGCAAGGCAGAUGCGGAUGCUUCGUCGCCCAACCUUGGGAAAAGUCUGCUUCUGUUUUCUGAUCAGCUAAGCCACUGCAGGACGGUGCUGAGGCUGUUUGAUGAUCUGGCCAUGCUGGCUUAUUCCCAGAGUUAUGGAUUUGGAGCCAAGGAGAGAGAUGGAAUCCUUCGCUGCAUAUCAGUACUUGCGAAUGUGGCUGACCAGCUCUACUACCCGUGUGAACACGUGGCCUGGGCCGCUGAUGCGCACCUCGUUCGGGUCAAGUCUGACAGGUGGUGGCUGUUCAGCACGGUGCUUUGGGGAACCUCGCUGCUGCUGGGGAUCCUGAGGUCACUUCGUGUUAUGACGCUGCUCAAGAGGAAGCUUGGUAAAUGUGACCAAGACGGAAGCAGCCGCUGUCAGAUCCAUAGGCAGAUGCGAGCAGAGCUGCUUUCCAUCCUCAGAGCUAUGACAGACCUCAGUAAUGCCAUCCACUGGAUGCCACCCGGCUUCCUGUGGGCAGGAAAAUUCCCGGCAUGGCUCGUGGGACUGAUGGGCACAAUCUCCUCUGUCGUUGGUUUGAUCGAGGUAAACGCAGAAAACUAUGACGGAAAAGGCAGUACUGAGUGAUGGACGCUUUGAGAACACUGCACAAAAUCAAGUCAUUAUCUUUAAUGGGAUCUGUUCAUUUUCCACCUCAUUUGGCUCCUCUGAAUGUGGAGGAACGCCGGCACUAUUCUGAGACCCUUUUGUCAUUACAAAUUGGAGAUAGAAAAGCGGUUCUGUAACUGAUGUCGUAUGCACUUGUUGCCCAAAAUCAACAAUGGCAAGUAGGAUAUUGCAAUAUUUAAUCAUUUUUCAUGGUCGUCAACUCACUAGGGUUGAUGCUUUUGGUCGUUUCAAUUAUUUUCUACAGCAUAUGCUGUACAUGACUGCUGCUACAUUGUGUUUAUACAAUAUCGUGGGAAUAUUUCGCUGAACGUGAGGAUUAAAGAGGCGAAGUAGUGUGCAAAAAUUACUGUGGCAAUAUUUAAAUGAUAAUAUUCGGCUGGCGGCACGGUGGAUCAGCUGGUAAAGCAUUGGCCUCACAGUUCUGAAGUCCAGGGUUCGAUCCCGGACCCGCCUGUGUGGAAUUUGCAUGUUCUCCCCAUGCCUGCGUGGGGCACUCGGGUUUCCUCCCAGAUCCCAAAAACAUGCAGCAAUAAUUGAACACUCUAAAUUGCCCCUAGGUGUGAUUGCGAGUGUGACUGUCAUCUGUCUCUAUGUGCCCUGCGAUUGGCUGGCAACCAGUUCAGGGUCUACCCCGCCUCCUGCCCGUUGACAGCUGGGACAGGCUCCAGCACUCCCGCGACCCUCGUGAGGAUAAGUGGCUAAGAAAAUGGAUGGAUGGACGGAUAUUCCACUGUAGUGAAUAAUUGAUCUGAAGAAACUCAUGAUGGAAUUUUUAGUACUGUAAUUUCCGGCCUAUUAGUCGCAACUUUUUUGACACGCUUUGAACCUGCGGUUUAUGCGGUGCUAGUAUUAGCGCACCUGGUUUUAACCAGGUGUGUUCUGUAGGCCGGGAAUUACGGUAAAUCCAAACAAUGACUCUAGACGUAGUAUUUUUAAUCAUUCUAUCACAAUAUAAUGUGUCACUUAAUGGCAAUUUGUAGAAUCUGACUAAAUAAUGUCUUCAAUAUGUUGAUUAGAGGAGAAAGUGAUGGAGUAUAAACUUCAUCUGUUUUAAAAAGUGAUUAAAUAUUGUGAUAUCCUACUUCUCAUUGUCAAUUUUGUGAAGCAAGUAUAAUGGCAGGGACACAACCUGUUUUUUUAUCGACAGUUUAUCAUGACAAAUUGGUUAGCCAAGUGACUGUAGUUGAAUCUCAAAUAAGUUGGUAGAUUGUAUGAUCAGGAUUUUCUGGAAUACAUGUGGGGUUAGAUUGGGUAAUUUUUUUUAAUUUAAGAAUAUGAAAUGCUUCAGCCACAGACUCACUCCCCCUCUGAGGGUGAAAAAAAGGUGUGUGUUUGGGGCUGGGGGUGGGUAUGUUGGUCCAUCAGACAAAGAGUUGCUUGAAGAAAUGGUCUCGGCUCCGGCGAGUGACAAGUUUACGGCAGUUUCUAAGGAAAUGUGUGUUCUCCCCCCAUGAAGCAGAUGUGAUGAGAAAAGACUUUCACCCAGGUGGUGGUGUCAAUCAGGACAGAUCAGGGAUUUGAUGUAACAAAUGAUCUCUGAGUUCUAAGGAAAAUCAAUGGUGGUUUAUCCAUACAAACAGAACCCUCUCAGAUGUGGUGAGAAAAAAAAACUUCAUCCAGGGUCCAUUUAAAAAAAAAAAAAAAAAGAGGGAGGGGGAGGUGAAAUUCCCUCAGCAAGACCUGUCGGUGGGGGGAACGGUGAUUUCUGGUCACACCUUGAGCUGGCUGUGAUGAGUUAGAACAUGUUCUGGUCACAUCUUCCAGACUGAAUUCCGGUUGCAGAUUCGACUUCCAAUAACAAUCUUUCACCAUUUUCCUGUGAAUUUCUGGAAACAAAUGUCACUUCCGGCGCUCAUUCCUGGCCUCUAAUGGUGACAUCACCACCGGUAUACUCAAUGGGAUAUUCAUAAAUGUCAAUACACUGAUCAAAAACCACUGUUGUUAAUUUUUGAAAAUAAAGUCAAGAAAUACUGUUUGUCCAUUAGACACCCCAUGAAUGUGAAAGUUUUAUGUGCUCUGUAUCAUUUAUUUCUGUAAGGGGACUGAAUGUUUUGCUCUGUUUUGUAUUUCACCCCCUGUCGAUUGAGUUUCCAUGUUUUGUUUUUCCUGAAUAAGAUGAUGACAUCGCAGAGAAGUUGCACCAGUUAUGGAAUGAUUCACAAUA
Syngnathoides biaculeatus (alligator pipefish) is the source of this 3103-nucleotide messenger RNA. RefSeq names its product peroxisomal biogenesis factor 11 gamma (gene pex11g). Gene Ontology annotation, biological process: peroxisome fission. The record is from RefSeq and is a predicted model, not a curated record. NCBI's taxonomy places the organism in Eukaryota, Metazoa, Chordata, Actinopteri, Syngnathiformes, Syngnathidae. The coding region runs from base 178 to 897 and encodes 239 amino acids. The transcript is spliced from 5 exons. Gene Ontology annotation, cellular component: peroxisomal membrane.